AUGCGGCCCGACGAAAGGAAUGAGCCAUGGCUCCCGCCUGCCUUUGAGAAUCAAGGCAACUUUCGAAAUGAUCAUCUUAUACCCAUCUCGUGCGACCAUCUCGCUUUGAACAUGCUCUUAAAGAUAAAGAGUGGCGGCGAUCAGUCGUUGCUCUGGGUCGACAGACGCAAGUCCAGUAGUACUGGCUGUGCCUGCAAGAGCAGCUCGACAUUGUUCCACCGAUUGUUGGAUGUCACGAUCCAGCUCAAGCUGCAUCGUCUCCAAGUUGAUGUUGAUAUUGAAAAAAUACUUCUUGAGUGCCAGGAGUGUCUGUAUCAGGUGUUUGUCGUCCUGUAUUCGACUGAGCGUGUCAUGACCGGUAAUGACGUCCGCGACCAACUUCAAAAAGGUGUCCUCUCCAAACACUGGUUGUCCUACUUGUUCAAUGAGCGAUAUGUCUCCAGUGGACAAUAG
Molecule: messenger RNA, 453 nt
Organism: Acytostelium subglobosum LB1
Lineage: Eukaryota; Evosea; Eumycetozoa; Acytosteliales; Acytosteliaceae
Exons: 1
Coding region: 1-453 (150 amino acids)
Source: RefSeq, a predicted model, not a curated record